GAAUGUGAUAAAAUGAUGACAGACACAUACGUAGACGCGUUUGUCUGAUUCACGUUUUUGGAACAGUAACUGACACUCAAAAAGUUGACCCUUUUGAUUCUAUGUUGUGAUAAGAAUAACAUGUUCCAUUUCCAUGUGAAAAGUUUCAACCUUUAGAACAUUUAGCAAACUUUGAGAUAAAGAGAGACUCUUUAAAACCCUUCUUCUGAAUUUCAUGUGAUUUCAAUCAUUGCAGCAGAAAACAUCAUUCAAGAUUUUGCUUCUUGUUUUGGUAUUGAAUGAUACUAUGGCUGGGAAACAAGACCGAUUAGAGAUUAAGUUUCGGUUGAGCGAUGGAUCGGAUAUUGGCCCGAAGAGUUUUGCUGCUGCUACGAGCAUUGCUACACUGAAAGAAAACAUUCUUACUCAAUGGCCAAAAGACAAAGAGUAUGGACCAAGAACUAUAAAAGAUGUGAAGUUAAUUUGUGCUGGAAAAGUAUUGGAGAACAACAAAACGGUAGAGGAAUGUCAAAGUCCAUUGUGCAAUCUUCCUGGCGGAGUUACAACAAUGCUUGUGGUGGUUCAACCACCGAAUUCGGAAAAAGAUAAGAAAGGAGGAAGUGAAGCAAGGCAAAGCAAAUGUGUUUGUGUUAUAUUAUAAGAAUGAAUGGAAGAUGUCAUCUUUUUUACUUGGUCAAAAGUCACAUUUAUAUUCAUUUUUAGCAUAAUGUAUGGCUUGCAAAUGUUUCAAGAUACAUAAGUUCUUUGGUUGUGAGCCUUACUAUAUUACUAUAGGUAAAAAGUUGUUGAGUUUGUGAAGAUUGUGAACUCAAGUCAGUUGGUUAUUGAUAUUUCAUUUUACAAUUAUUGA
Lathyrus oleraceus (garden pea) is the source of this 850-nucleotide messenger RNA. Its product is annotated as membrane-anchored ubiquitin-fold protein 1. The coding region runs from base 287 to 640 and encodes 117 amino acids. The transcript is spliced from 4 exons. The record is from RefSeq and is a predicted model, not a curated record. NCBI's taxonomy places the organism in Eukaryota, Viridiplantae, Streptophyta, Magnoliopsida, Fabales, Fabaceae.